AUGACAUUGGAACAUGCAUUCAACACAGAGUACAACCCACAUCUGUCACAUGUUCGGGGGAAAAGAGCAGUAUUAUCCAAUCGAUGGAACUACAUCAUUGAUGUUGAAGUGAACGUGUCAGACAUCAAAACAAUAGAGCAAAUUAAGUCAGCUGUGAAUUCAACAAGUCUUCCCCUCACUCUCAACAACUCCACUGAAAUCUCUGACGUACACAUCACUACUGUGUGCUACCCAAAUGGUACUGGAUUCCAGUGCAGAUGUGAGGACCAGUAUCGUUGGUCAUAUAACAACUGUGUCACAUAUGGAUCCUGUGAUGACAUCACUGGUGACACAUGUGGAUGUAUCAAUGCCAAUCCAGCUGAUGGACAGUACUGCCAGCCAUACACAAAACCUGUAACUCUUCUGGAGUACUUUGUGGAAGUUGAGGUCAAUGUCAAUGACUUAAAAGCCAUAGACGAACCGAAGAACCUUCUGAAAAACCUCAGUUUACCAUUCGCACUUAGUAGCACGAUCAACAUCACUGAUCUCAACAUUACUACAGUUUGCUUCCCAAAUGGUACUGGAUUCCAGUGCAGAUGUGAGGACCAGUAUCGUUGGUCAUGUGACCAGUGUGUCUCUUUUGGGAAUUGUGAUGACAUCACAUCUGACACAUGUGGAUGUAUCAAUGCCAUUCCUCCAGAUGGACAGUACUGCCAGUCUGUUCACCACCAAAUUCCAACAGUACCACCGACUCUCUAUGAGUACAUGAUUGAAAUUGAACUGAACACCACAGACGUUACAUUUGCUUCCCAAAUGGUACUGGAUUCCAGUGCAGAUGUGAGGACCAGUAUCGUUGGUCAUGUGACCAGUGUGUCUCUUAUGGGAAUUGUGAUGACAUCACAUCUGAAACGUGUGGAUGUAUCAAUGCCAUUCCUCCAGAUGGACAGUACUGCCAGUCGGUUCACCACCAAAUUUGCUUCCCAAAUGGUACUGGAUUCCAGUGCAGAUGUGAGGACCAGUAUCGUUGGUCAUGUGACCAGUGUGUCUCUUAUGGGAAUUGUGAUGACAUCACAUCUGAAACGUGUGGAUGUAUCAAUGCCAUUCCUCCAGAUGGACAGUACUGCCAGUCGGUUCACCACCAAAUUUGCUUCCCAAAUGGUACUGGAUUCCAGUGCAGAUGUGAGGACCAGUAUCGUUGGUCAUGUGACCAGUGUGUCUCUUAUGGGAAUUGUGAUGACAUCACAUCUGAAACGUGUGGAUGUAUCAAUGCCAUUCCUCCAGAUGGACAGUACUGCCAGUCGGUUCACCACCAAAUUUGCUUCCCAAAUGGUACUGGAUUCCAGUGCAGAUGUGAGGACCAGUAUCGUUGGUCAUGUGACCAGUGUGUCUCUUAUGGGAAUUGUGAUGACAUCACAUCUGAAACGUGUGGAUGUAUCAAUGCCAUUCCUCCAGAUGGACAGUACUGCCAGUCGGUUCACCACCAAAUUUGCUUCCCAAAUGGUACUGGAUUCCAGUGCAGAUGUGAGGACCAGUAUCGUUGGUCAUGUGACCAGUGUGUCUCUUAUGGGAAUUGUGAUGACAUCACAUCUGAAACGUGUGGAUGUAUCAAUGCCAUUCCUCCAGAUGGACAGUACUGCCAGUCGGUUCACCACCAAAUUUGCUUCCCAAAUGGUACUGGAUUCCAGUGCAGAUGUGAGGACCAGUAUCGUUGGUCAUGUGACCAGUGUGUCUCUUAUGGGAAUUGUGAUGACAUCACAUCUGAAACGUGUGGAUGUAUCAAUGCCAUUCCUCCAGAUGGACAGUACUGCCAGUCGGUUCACCACCAAAUUUGCUUCCCAAAUGGUACUGGAUUCCAGUGCAGAUGUGAGGACCAGUAUCGUUGGUCAUGUGACCAGUGUGUCUCUUAUGGGAAUUGUGAUGACAUCACAUCUGAAACGUGUGGAUGUAUCAAUGCCAUUCCUCCAGAUGGACAGUACUGCCAGUCGGUUCACCACCAAAUUUGCUUCCCAAAUGGUACUGGAUUCCAGUGCAGAUGUGAGGACCAGUAUCGUUGGUCAUGUGACCAGUGUGUCUCUUAUGGGAAUUGUGAUGACAUCACAUCUGAAACGUGUGGAUGUAUCAAUGCCAUUCCUCCAGAUGGACAGUACUGCCAGUCGGUUCACCACCAAAUUUGCUUCCCAAAUGGUACUGGAUUCCAGUGCAGAUGUGAGGACCAGUAUCGUUGGUCAUGUGACCAGUGUGUCUCUUAUGGGAAUUGUGAUGACAUCACAUCUGAAACGUGUGGAUGUAUCAAUGCCAUUCCUCCAGAUGGACAGUACUGCCAGUCGGUUCACCACCAAAUUUGCUUCCCAAAUGGUACUGGAUUCCAGUGCAGAUGUGAGGACCAGUAUCGUUGGUCAUGUGACCAGUGUGUCUCUUAUGGGAAUUGUGAUGACAUCACAUCUGAAACGUGUGGAUGUAUCAAUGCCAUUCCUCCAGAUGGACAGUACUGCCAGUCGGUUCACCACCAAAUGCAGAUGUGAGGACCAGUACCGUUGGUCAUGUGACCAGUGUGUCUCUUAUGGGAAUUGUGAUGACAUCACAUCUGAAACGUGUGGAUGUAUCAAUGCCAUUCCUCCAGAUGGACAGUACUGCCAGUCGGUUCACCACCAAAACUUCACAGCAUGUCCAACAACAACAGCCUCUCCUACAACAACAACAAUCUCUCCUACAACAGUUCCAACAGUACCACCGACUCUCUAUGAGUACAUGAUUGAAAUUGAACUGAACACCACAGACGUUACAGUGAUAGAUCAACUGAGAGCCAUUCUGAGAAAUGCUAUUUACCCUGUCAGAAUCAACAAUCUGACACAAAUCACUGGUGUUAACAUGUCUACAGUUUGCUUCCCAAAUGGUACUGGAUUCCAGUGCAGAUGUGAGGACCAGUAUCGUUGGUCAUGUGACCAGUGUGUCUCUUAUGGGAAAUGUGAUGACAUCACAUCUGACACAUGUGGAUGUAUCAAUGCCAUUCCUCCAGAUGGACAGUACUGCCAGUCUGUUCACCACCAAAGCUACAUUUCAUGCUAUUCAAUACCACCGACUCUCUAUGAGUACAUGAUUGAAAUUGAACUGAACACCACAGACGUUACAGUGAUAGAUCAACUGAGAGCAAUUCUGAGAAAUGCUAUUUACCCUGUCAGAAUCAACAAUCUGACACAAAUCACUGGUGUUAACAUGUCUACAGUUUGCUUCCCAAAUGGUACUGGAUUCCAGUGCAGAUGUGAGGACCAGUACCGUUGGUCAUGUGACCAGUGUGUCUCUUAUGGGAAUUGUGAUGACAUCACAUCUGAAACGUGUGGAUGUAUCAAUGCCAUUCCUCCAGAUGGACAGUACUGCCAGUCGGUUCACCACCAAAACUUCACAGCAUGUCCAACAACAACAGCCUCUCCUACAACAACAACAACAAUCUCUCCUACAACAGUUUGCUUCCCAAAUGGUACUGGAUUCCAGUGCAGAUGUGAGGACCAGUAUCGUUGGUCAUGUGACCAGUGUGUCUCUUAUGGGAAUUGUGAUGACAUCACAUCUGACACGUGUGGAUGUAUCAAUGCCAUUCCUCCAGAUGGACAGUACUGCCAGUCGGUUCACCACCAAAGCUCCCUCCCUCGCUCUCUGUCUUUCUGUCUGUCUGUCUUUCUGUGUGUGUCUCUCUCUCUCUCUAAUUUAGACUCUACAACACCUGAGGCCAGCACUAGAGAACAAAUAACUACAGUUGAUAACACAACACAACUGAACACAGUUACCAACUCUACAACACCUGAGGCCAGCACUAUAGAACAAAUAACUACAGUUGAUAACACAACACAACUGAUCACAGUUACCAACUCUACUACACCUGAGGCCAGCACUAGAGAACAAAUAACUACAGUUGAUAACACAAUACAACUGACCACAGUUACCAACUCUACGACUCCUGAGGCCAGCACUACAGAACAAAUGACCAAAGUUACCAACUCUACAACAACUCCACCCACAACAGGACAAAGUACUACAGUUGACCCCACAACACAACUGACCACAGUUACCAACUUUACUACACCUGCAGCUACAACAAAUCAGACAACUGCAGUUGACCCCACAACACAACCGACCACAGACACCAGAACUACAGUAACUACUGUACCACCACCAGCAACUACAAAAACGACACCACCAACAACAAUACCACCACCAACACCACCAACAACAAUACCACCACCAACAACAAUACCACCACCAACAACAAUACCACCAACACCACCAACAACAGGACCACCACCACCAACAACACCACCACCAGCUACAAAACCAGCUGAUAUUCUGUUGCUGUCGAUGUCCUUCAAAAUGAAUGAAGAUUUCACCAACGAACUAAAUGAUAAAAAUAGUGUCAAAUACAAAAAGUACAAAGACGAUAUUGAACCAGUUAUCCAGGCACAGUAUAGGAAGAACAUGCCAGGGUUUAUUUCAGCAGCAUUGACAAGUUUCAGCCGUGGAAGUGUUAUAGCCAACUUUGAAGUUAGGACCACAGCUGCAGACCCCACUGCAAUUAACAAAGCUAAUGCUGGACUUGCAACAUCACUUCCAGCUGUUUAUCAAGUUGAUAUUAGCUCUUUCAAUAUUAUUUAUAACAGUAGCACAGUAUUAAGUUAUAAACCAACUACCAUUUACACUGAUGGCACCAUGACUCUGGAGUGUGGACCACCUCCUGAUUCUGUAAAGAUGGGUACUAUUAAAAGCGUUGAGUGGAAACGAAAGGGAAGAGUUUUAACAUCGACUGGAAGGUUCAACAUCAAUACAGAUGAUUUUGCAUCAAAAAAGACAACACUUGGUAUCAAAAAUGUAAUUGCUGAUGAUAAAGGGGAAUAUGAAUGCACUCUGAAGAGUGCCGAAAUCUAUUUCUACCAAAUGGGUCAAAUUGACAUCAAAGAUGCUCCCAUUAUUCAAACGAAGACAGAAAUCAAUACCCCUUGUUUGGCGGGGAAUAGUCAGCCAUUGGAGUGUUGUGUGCAGACUCCCUAUAAACUCAUGUGGAAAGAAGGCGAUGUAGAUUUGCUCACAAAUGAGACUCCUGACAAUUGCAUUAAAUAUAAAUAUAAAAUCAUUCAAAACUGUGAUGUAUCAUCCAAAGUUGUCACAUUAACAUGCCAAGUGAAAGACCCUACAGGAUAUGAAAAGACUACAAAAUUGACUCUUUUCGUAGGAGCUAUAACUUGCCAAGAUCCGGAAUAUGGUAAUGGCCAAGAGAAAGACACAUCAGUGGCACCAUGUAAGAAAGGUGAGGAUGGAAGAAAGACAGCGAUUUGUAAAAGUGGACGUUGGAUACUUCAGACUGACACUUGUGUCUUGACUGCAAUCAAUGAGCUACUGACCUCAUCUCAGGACUUGAAAGAGGCAACAGUUGAAGAAUUUUUAACAAAACUGAAUAAUACCGCUGUUGAUCUAAAAGAGAAAAUCGUUAGUUCAAGUGCAACUAUUUCGACCAUUGUUGAAAUUCUGAGAAUUGUUGCAAGCGUUUCAAAGAAUAUCAGCCAGUCUGAGAUAAAGAACAUUCUAGAAACAGUGAAUGUCCUAGUUUCUGAUGAAGCAAAAGAAUCCUGGGCCUUUCUCAAUGCCGACCAAAAUAAGAACACCAGCUCUAGUUUACUGGGCUCCAUGGAAUUUUUUGCAGGUUCUCUCCCAACGACGUCCUUUAAUGUGACAACAAAUCUAAUUCAGUUAAACCAAGACACAUUUGACAACUCAUUCAGCACAAACUUAAAUUCAAGUGUGUUAAUAGAGAUCCCAGAGACUAAUUCCAAUCACCUCACCAUCACCACUCUAACGUUCCGCUCCCUCAGAAAUGUGUUACCUGCCAGGAACGGCAGCAACCAAAGUGUCAAUGACAACACCAUCAAUGGAGUUGUAGUGAUGGUGAAGUUGAAUGGAACGACUAAAAAUGUCUCAUUGAGCUUCGACAAGGUGAACAAGUCGCUCACACUCAAUCCUCAGUGUGUUUUCUGGAACUUCAGCCUUUUUAACAGCCUUGGAGGAUGGGAUGACACAGGAUGUAAACUGAAGUCUAAUGAGAAGGGCAAGGUCAUCUGUCACUGUAACCAUCUGACCUCCUUCUCCAUUUUGAUGUCAACUUCCAUUCCGAAAGAGAUUCAAGAUGCUUUGGAUAUAAUCACUUAUGUUGGAGUUGGCAUAUCGAUGGGUAGCUUAGUCAUUUGUCUCAUCAUUGAGGCUUGUGUAUGGAAGGCCAUGACCAGAAACAACACCUCUUACAUGCGCCAUGUCUCCAUUGUGAACAUCGCUGUGUCUCUCCUGAUUGCCGACAUUUGGUUCAUUAUUGGUGCAUCAAUAUCAAAAAAUACCCUUGAAAACCCAGGCGAAGACACCACAACACCUAUACCGGCAUGUACUGCAGCUACGUUUUUCAUUCACUUUUUCUACCUUGCUCUGUUCUUUUGGAUGCUGAUCUCAGGCCUUCUCCUUUUCUACCGGACCAUCUUGGUUUUCUCCCAUAUGUCAAAAUCAACUAUGCUGGCCAUUGGCUUCUCAGUAGGCUAUGGGGCACCUCUUAUCAUUGCUGUUGUUACUGUGGCAGCAACAGCUCCUAGUGGUGGAUACAUCAAGGAAAACCAGGCAUGUUGGCUCAACUGGGACAAGACAAUGGCUCUCCUUGCUUUUGUGAUCCCUGCCCUGACCAUAGUGGUCAUCAACUUUUUGAUCCUGAUUGUGGUUCUGUACAAAAUGCUGAGGAGAGGGGUGGGGGAUGCUACCCAGCCAGAUGAGAGAAAUGCUGUUGUGGUCAUUGCCAGGUGUCUGGCCAUUCUGACUCCAUUCUUUGGCCUUACCUGGGGACUGGGAGUAGGAACCAUGGUUGAUCCAACAAAUAAGGGAAUCCAUGUUGUAUUUGCCCUCUUCAAUUCACUACAGGGUUUCUUUGUUUUGGUGUUUGGAACACUUUUAGACGGCAAGAUCCGGUCAGCUAUAGUAGGAACGUUCUCUUCCAUCCUCCCAGGCUCUGACCGUACGAGGAGUACCAGUGGUGGCGCGGCAACAUCAUCAACCAGUGCAUUAAACUUCAUCCGAAGAAGGAUAAGGAGGAAUGUCUACAAUGUUUCGGAAGUUGCAAAUUCUUCCAACAGCACUGGUGCUACAGAGUCUUUCAUCAACACCUAAAAGUACCCAAUGGUCAUACUUGAGUUAAAGUAUAGAUACCUUAAUAUGAAGUUACUCAAGUAAAAGUCACUCAGUGAAAAACUAUUUGAGUAAAUUGAUUUGUUUUUAAAUAUACUUAAGUAUCAAAAGUAAAUGUAAUUGAUGAAAAAAUACUUACAUAAGAAUCAAAAGUAAAAGUAUAAAUAAUUUUAAAUUCUUUAUUUUAAGCAAAGCAGAUGGCACCAUUUUAAUGUUUUUAAAAUGUAUGGAUAGCCAAGAAUUAUAGCCUUUGACCUGGACCUGCCAUAAAACAUGGCUUGGUCCAACACACAAUGAAUCUAUUGAUGUGAAGAUUUGUGGACUUUUCUGGAAUAAUGUUGUGAGUUCUACAGUGCCUUGCAAAAUGAUUAAUCCUCAUUGGCGUUUUUCCUAUUUUGUUGCAUUAAAACCUGUAAUUUAAAUAGAUUUUUAUUUGGAUUUCAUGCAAUGGACAUACACAAAAUAAUCAAAAUUGGUGAAAUGAAAUUUAAAAAAUAACUUGUUUAAAAAAAUUAUAACAUGGAAAAGUGGUGUGUGCAUAUGUAUUCACCCCUUUGCUGUGAAGUCCCCAAAUAAGAUCUUGUGCAAUCAAUUACCUUCAUAAGUCACAUAAUUUGUUAAAUGAAGUCCACCUGUGUGCAAUCUAAGUGUCACAUGAUCUGUCACAUGACCUCAGUAUAUAUACACCUGUUCUGAAUGGUCCCAGAGUCUGCAACACCACUAAGCAAGGGGCACCACCAAGCAAGCGGCACCAUGAAGACCAAGGAGCUCUCCAAACAGGUCAGGGACAAAGUUGUGGAGAAGUACAAAUCAUGUUUGGGUUAUACAAAAUAUCAGAACCUUUGAACAUCCCACAGAGCACCAUUAAAUCCAUUAUUAAAAAAUUGAAAGAAUAUGGCACCAUAACAAACCUAUCUAGAAGAAAAAGAAACGCACACCUAUUUAGGCAAGGUGCUGGUUAGCGGAGUAGAAAACUUAAAAAUAAAAGAGAGCCGCAAACUCUAGGAGCUCAAAUGCAAAAUUUAAUUACCAACGUUUCGACAGCCAAGCUGUCUUCAUCAGGGUAUAAUCACAAACACUGCGGGAUGACUCGUUUAUAUAGUGUCAAAAGACACAGGUGUCUGUAAUCAUGACCAAGAGUGGCCUAAUAUAAUUGGUUAAUUAUCAAAUAUUAAAAUGGCAUACAAAGAACAGCAUACAAACCUGCCAAGAGAGGGCCUCCCAUCAAAACUCACAGACCAGGCAAGGAGGGCAUUAAUCAGAGAGGCAACAAAGAGACCAAAGAUAAUCCUGAAGGAGCUGCAAAGCUCCACAGCGGAGAUUGGAGUAUCUGUCCAUAGGACCACUUUAAGCCGUACACUCCACAGAGCUGGGCUUUACGGAAGAGUGGCCAGAAAAAAGCCAUUGCUUAAAGAACAAAAUAAGCAAACACGUUUGGUGUUCACCAAAAGGCAUGUGGGAGACUCCCCAAACAUAUGGAACAAGGUACUCUGGUCAGAUGAGUCUAAAAGUUUGCUUUUUUGCCAUCAAGGAAAAUGCUAUGUCUGGCGCAAACCCAACACCUCUCAUCAUCCCGAGAACAUCAUCCACACAGUGAAGCAUGGGGGUGGCAGCAUCAUGCUGUGGGGAUGUUUUUCAUCAGCAGGGACUGGGAAACUGGUCAGAAUUGAAGGAAUGAUGGGUGGCGCUAAAUACAGGGAAAUUCUUGAGGGAAACCUGUUUCAGUCUUCCAGAGAUUUGAGACUGGGACGGAGGUUCACCUUCCAGCAGGGCAAUGACUCUAAGCAUACUGCUAAAGCAACACUUGAGUGGUUUAAGGGGAAACAUUUAAAUGUCUUGGAAUGGCCUAGUCAAAGCCCAGACCUCAAUCCAAUUGAGAAUCUGUGGUAUGACUUAAAGAUCGCUGUACACCAGCGGAACCCAACCAACUUGAAGGAGCUGGAGAAGUUUUUCCUUGAAGAAUGGGCAAAAAUCCCAGUGGUUAGAUGUGCCAAACUUAUAGAGACAUACCCCAAGAGACUUGCAGCUGUAAUUGCUGAAAAAGGUGGCUCUACAAAGUAUUGACCUUGGGGUGAUGAGUAGUUAUGCACGCUCAAGUUCUUUUUUUUUUUGCGUGUCUUAUUUCUUGUUUGUUUCACAAUAAAACAUCUUCAAAGUGGUAGGCAUGUUGAGAAAAGCAGAUGACACAACCCCCCAAAAAAUCUAUUUUAAUUCCAGGUUGUAAGGCAACAAAAUAGGAAAAAUGCCAAGGGGGUGAAUACUUUCGCAAGCCACUGUAUAAGGGUUCUGUCUGAGAGACUUGCCUCUUUUUUGUUGUACACGUUUAUGACGUUUAUGACGUCUAGACGCUACAGUAAAUGAUGGACCAGCUUGAACCAGCUUCUGAACAAGACAUAGCACUUUAAAUGAUGUAUGGUAUUGAAGUACUUUUUCUUUUUUGCGAUUCAGAUUUCCAAAGAAACCGUAGCAAUAUUCAAAUAUAAUAGAUGACCAGACAAAUACAGGAACUUAUGAAGGUCAAUUAGCUGCAUUGGUACAGACAAGUGCUAACUGCAUGACAGAGAAUUCGCCUUUUUUUAAAUACAUUUUUACUCCAUACUUUAUAUUAAGCUAUGGUUUUCCAUAUUGUUGCCAUUACCACUUCUGUGUGUUGUAUUAAGACAUGUUAUACAGCUGCUAUUGACUUUUCAUAUGUAAUGGGCAUAUUUUAAACGUGUAUAAUAUAUUGUUGAAGAUGCUUCUACAGUAGAUAAUGUUGGAUACACAAGUAGUAACAAAGAGUUUUGUCUCGUUGAUCCUGUCUCACAGACGGUGUUGCUGCAACUCGAUUAAAAAAGUCUUGAUUCAACCAUCCACCCAAUAAAGAUGCCGUGUUUGCCAUA
Oncorhynchus nerka (sockeye salmon) is the source of this 10058-nucleotide messenger RNA. RefSeq lists its product as uncharacterized. Gene Ontology annotation, molecular function: G protein-coupled receptor activity. Bases 1 to 7158 code for a protein of 2385 amino acids. NCBI's taxonomy places the organism in Eukaryota, Metazoa, Chordata, Actinopteri, Salmoniformes, Salmonidae. Gene Ontology annotation, biological process: cell surface receptor signaling pathway; adenylate cyclase-activating G protein-coupled receptor signaling pathway. The transcript is spliced from 46 exons. The record is from RefSeq and is a predicted model, not a curated record. Gene Ontology annotation, cellular component: membrane.